Molecule: messenger RNA, 894 nt
Organism: Diaporthe amygdali
Lineage: Eukaryota; Fungi; Ascomycota; Sordariomycetes; Diaporthales; Diaporthaceae
Exons: 2
Coding region: 1-894 (297 amino acids)
Molecular function (GO): oxidoreductase activity
Source: RefSeq, a predicted model, not a curated record
AUGGCCUCCUUCAAGAAGAUAAUGCUCAUUGGCAAAGGCCUAUUUGGGUCUGCUGUCCUUCCUGAGUUACUGAAGGGAGGAUACCAAGUGACUCUCCUCAGCCGCUCAGACAAGUCGGAUGACGACCUUCCGGCCAGUGUCCGCCGCAUCACUGCGGACUACAAUGACGCGGCAAGCCUGGAGAGCGCGUUGCAGGGACAGGAUGCAGUGGUAUCCACAGUCGCUAUCGAGGCAAUUUUUGGCCAGAAGUCGAUCAUCGACGCUGCGAUCAAGGCGGGUGUACGACGUUUCAUCCCCUCGGACUUCGGCAGCCUCACGACGGACCCGGCCGCCAGUCACCUCCCGCACCAUGUCGGCAUGGUCGAAAUCCAGAAGUACCUGAUGUCAAAGUCGGAUGAGAUUGAAUACACAAUCUUCAGCAUUGGAGCUUUUACCGACUUCCUCGUCAAUUCCGGCGUGGCCUUCGACUGGGAGCAAAAGACAGCUCAGCUCUGGGGAGACGGGACUAGCCGUAUCAGCACCACGAGCCUGAACGGAGCGGCACGAGCCAUUGUGGGUGCCCUCAAGAAUCCGGGACCGACCAAGAACAAGAAUCUGUUCGUGCAUGAGCUUGUUGUGACACAAGCACAGCUUUUGAGCCUUGCGAAGAAGCGCGCCCCGCAGGCAGAAUGGACCAUCACACACAUCAACGACCCUGUGGCCGAAUUCAACAAACUGGAAGCCCUUGUCAAAGAAAAGCCCGAAAUGCCCAAUAUCAUUGCUCUUGUCAAGGCUUCCCUCACGAGUGGCAUAUACAAAGCGUACUAUGAGAGAGUGGAUAAUAACCUUGUCGGCUUGCCACUUCUGAGUGAGAAGGAUCUUGAGGCCAGAUUCACGGAGGCCUAUGGCCACUAA